AUGGAUGAAAACACCUUAAAGUUGCUGGUGAAACUCACUCAGGAGGGACGGCUGAGCUGUCUGGAGAAGCAGAUUAAAUUGCUGGGCUCAUCUGUAAUCAGCGAACACUUCGGGCGGUCAGGAGACACCCUACUGCACUACGCUGCUAGACACGGACAUUUAGACGUCGUGGAAUAUUUUAUAAAGCAGCUUGGCGCUGAUGUGGAAGUGUAUAACAACGAUUAUAAGAGACCGCUGCACGAAGCUGCCUCCAUGGGCCACAAGGAGUGUGUCAGUUAUCUGCUCCGGGAACGAGCCGUGGUGGACAGCUUAAAAAAAGCAGACUGGACUCCUCUCAUGAUGGCGUGCACGCGGAAGAACCUCGAUGUGAUUCAGGAGCUGCUGUCCCAUGGUGCAGACCCAGGUCUGAGAAACAAAGAUGGCUGGAAUUCCUUCCACAUCGCCUGCAGGGAGGGUGAUCCUCUGGUCAUCGAGCACCUGCUUCUUGCAGCACCAGACAUCUGGAGGACUAAGAGCAAAACGGGUAGAACACCACUGCACACAGCAGCAAUGCACGGCUGUGAAGAGGUUGUUAGAAUCUUAUUGGAGAGAUGUGGCUACACCCCAGAUGACACAGACAGCUGUGGAGUCACCCCUUUCAUGGAUGCUGUUAGGAAUGGGCAUGUCUCUGUGGCCAGGCUGCUGUUGGAGAAACACCAGGCAUCUCCUUUAGCAGCUGAUGUGCUCGGGGCUCAGCCUGUGCACCAGGUCGCCGUCACUGGCCACGAGGAGGCCCUGAGAUUUUUGGUGCAGGAACUUGGAGUUGACGUGAACCAGAGAGCCACUGGCAUCCAGCUCACUGCCCUGCACUACGCAGCAAAGGAGGGUCACACGUCUAUGAUAAAAACGCUGCUGGAACUGGGAGCAGAUCUAUUUGUUCAGGACACGAAGGGACGGACUGCUCUUCACAUGGCUUGCAUUGGGCAGCACGCAGAGGCGGUCAGGAUGCUGCUGAUGCUCGGUCUGAAAGACUCAGAGGACGCGUGUGGCACAAGAGCACAGCAACUGGCCAGGAAACCAGCCGUGGUGGAAGCGUUCACAUGUAGCCCGACAGUUUCAUCAUGAGUUCAAACCAACACACUUGAAACUGCUUAUUCACAAUUAGUUUAAGAAAAUCAGCAGUAAUGCUUUUUAUUUAACUUGAAUUGGGUCAGCUUGGUUAGUUUUAAGCAACGCCUCAUGUCCAGGUUUAGAUUGAGUGUGCAAAAAUAAAUUUACUGUUAUCAGAGCAUUUAGUUGAUGGUUGAUACCUUCCAUAAUGCCGGUACAGCUCAUCAGAAACCUGAAACACAAAAUGUAAACAAAUAUUUAUAGGAAGACUGAUAAUUUUAUUUAUUUUGCAGGCUGUCAUCAUGUUGUUUUGUGUUAGUGGACUGUUUCAAAAACUGAAUAAACUUUGGCUAAGA
Molecule: messenger RNA, 1445 nt
Organism: Nothobranchius furzeri (turquoise killifish)
Lineage: Eukaryota; Metazoa; Chordata; Actinopteri; Cyprinodontiformes; Nothobranchiidae
Gene: ankrd16
Product: ankyrin repeat domain 16
Biological process (GO): RNA processing
Molecular function (GO): protein binding; RNA nuclease activity; RNA binding
Source: RefSeq, a predicted model, not a curated record